Amoebophrya sp. A120 is the source of this 3996-nucleotide messenger RNA. The record is from the annotation of a GenBank genome assembly. Lineage: Eukaryota; Dinophyceae; Syndiniales; Amoebophryaceae.
AGCAUUACUCAUUCAGAACCCCAACGACUUUGAUCUUGGCUUCGCCAUGCUUUUUGACCGGGAAGACACGACACAGCUUCGUUUUUCCAAAAGUUCAUCUCCUGUAGAGUGAUAUCUACUUUCAACCUAUCAUGCCCGAAAGACUGACUCCGUCGUCGGUAUCCAGGGAGUGACGAGCAGCCGCAGAUUGUUGUUUGUGAUGCUGUAUGCAUGCAGGGCAGAGGACGGUCUUUCAGAGACGUCUGGUAAUGCGAAUGAACACGCGUCCGUGCUGCUGCUGGGUAAAGACAGAAAAUAAUGUGAAGCAUGAUCACAAACAAGACCGCUGCUUGUGUUUUUCCCAUUUGAUGUCUGGCUUCUGACAUCAACAUCACUCCGCGCUUUAGCUUCUCCGUACCGUCCCAAAGCUCCACGAGUGCAAAACCGACGAGUAGCACUAUGCAGCCGACCCUGCAGAAGCUCCCGCUCGACAAGUCCCCAAUCGCGGGGACGCGGGGCGGCCAGGGAGGCCUUUCGCCCUCGCUGAGCACCACCCGGUCGCUGUUCGGAGACUAUCGUAAGGAAAAAUCCCCCUCCCCAUAUUGGAAAAUCAUGCGCCUGAAAAUUUGUGAUGCGGAUUUGUGACCACAAAUCCUCUUUGUCUUGCAAGAAGGCAACUCUAGAGCGUCCGCCGCACUAUGUAGGCGGUUUGUGAUGCUGUUGGGCCUAGAGCAUAGACGUUUGUCAUACUAGGCACCUACGUCAAAACCUCUUGCCUCAGGCUCGGCAUAUGCCUGCAGUCCUGUGCUGCAAGACAAAUUUGGCUUGUGUAUCCAAAUCCAGCAUCAGAAGUAUCGUUUUGAUAUGGGGAGGGGGGAUUUUUCCUUUUGAUAGGGACUCGGACCCCUUUGCGCUGAUGGAGAAGUCAUUGAAUAGACACAUGUCGGCGAAGAGCAAACGCGACUUGCGCCUCUUCAAAGACCCGCAAGACCCCCGCUGCCACGAGUACUACCGAGCCAGGUAUAGAAAAGAUUGUUGCUGUUUGCCUCGGUUGUUCUUGAGGAGGUGAUUUUUACAGGUACGCAUGUUGACAGCCGCUGUUUCUUGUGUCAGAUGCACGAAUACGAAUCACAGGUUUCCGGACUUCGAUGAAUUUUUAGCCUGCCUGGACACCGUGGAUUACAAGUACGAGUGCGAGCAGUAUGACAAGGGAGCAACAAAACCUCUGUGCAAUUUUUGGAAGCCAACGUUUUGCCUUGCACAUUCGCACAACUUGUUUUUAAGCGUACUUUUGACUUGUAGCGAAAAGUGCAAUAACGCAAAUUGACUUGUUGGUUCCAAGAGUAAAAAGUUGCAAAUUUUUCCAAUCACAAACGCGAUGCCAAGUUUGCCGACCGGUACCGAAUACCUGACACGCAGGACCCCGUUCUGAAGUUGAAAGGGCAUCUGAAAGUAUGGGAGGGAGAGAUUCCGCUGCCGUAGCUGUUGUGUCUGUGCAUUGGCAAUAAGAUAUUUUAUCGCCUAUCCCUGUUGUGGUGCAUGCCGUAGAGAAGAGCGACUUUGUGAUGCAUGCUUGAGCUGGAGGAAGACAGUACAGCAAAUGCAAGCCGCACUACUUUCAUCCCUUCCCAUAUCCCGGCGUCGACAGUUGUUGCUGGCUCUCUGCGAACGUGGAGAAAAAUGCGGUCGGAAAAACGUUCAUUUCCGGGGGGCACGACGGGCUUCGUUUCUGGUCCACCGCGGUAAAAAACCCGGCCGGCGCUCCCGUCGCCGUGGAGCAGGAGCUGAACGCCAUGCCAAGCUACGACCUCUGUUUGUCCGCCGACGAGAAACUCUGUCUGUCUGGGGGGCCUACGCAUUGCAAAUAUGUCUGGGUCUGGAAACUUGUAAUGCUGCGUUGAGAGUAGUGAAUGCUCUGUAAUGGACAGCCAAGCAUGAGAAAUAUCGGCGCUUCUUUGUGUUGCAUUUUUCGCGUGACAAACUGCGUUAUUGCGUGACAGGCGAAAGGGUCUCUUCUUGGACACGCAUCACAAAACUUUUAGUCAUGCCAGACAAGCAUGACAGACCUUGCAUCCUUCCAGACCCAGACAUAUUUGCAAUGCAUAGGACCGUCCCUGCCGACAGACUUUCCGGAGACGAAGAAGGGCACGUUGGCCCUGUAUUCGGUGAACACAGCGGCGGGGGUGGGCAAGAAGCUGCAGCUGCAAGCGCAGUUAAGCUCGAAAAUGACGAACACGGUCGGGAAUCUGCACACGGUGGACAUGAGUCGGGUACUGCCGAAUCUCGCGGUGUGCGGCGACAGCACGGGCCGCUGCUCGGUGGUGGACCUGCAGAAGGGGGGUGCCGUGUGGAGCUGGGAUUGCCACAUCGGCUACACCGACCCGGUCACCUACGUCGGCACGGGCUCGGCAGUGACAAAAACCGCGUUUUCACAGGUCUUUACUGUGAGGGUUUAUUCUUUCCAGUUACCAGCUCAAGGUUUCUUUCCAAUGCAUCUGAUGAAAUUACAGUAGAGUGUAUAGCACGGCUCGGCGAAGUUAAAGUGCUCUGCAACGCAAGAACGAUUCUAAACACAUCUACAGGCCACUCCAACAGUUUUUGCCACUGCGGGCAAGGACGGGCAUGUGAGGCUCUGGGACGCCCGGGUCAACCAAAGUCGUGGUUUCUGGCUCGCCGCGAGCACGCUGGCAAAUAGGAUAACGCUCCAGACCGGCAUCGAACUACUGCACGCACACGAUAGACAGCCGGUUCUGGGUCUGUACUGGCUGGAAGACGACAGGACUUUGUUGACGUGUUAUGGCAAGAGAGAAAGUGGGAAGGUCUGACGCAUGAAGAACAGGCGGUGAACAGUCUUCACCAGCUAUGUUGCUGCGCGUGAGCAGUACCAGUUUGACGAGUUACAAGUGGUAGCGCAUGAUGCGCAGCAUGGAACAUCAUAUAGAGUAGAAAAAUUAGAACCGAGGAUCAUGUGCCUGCUGUACAUAUGCAUUUAGAAAAGAACCUUUGCUAUCUCUCCAUACCUCCGGCGGUGAUAACAAAGCAAAAAAAUGGGACCUGCGAAUGUCGGACUACCAGGGCAACGUCGCCGAGUCCUUCCUCGGACACAUUGCGCCCGUACUUUAUACUAAAGUUUUGUUUCUGACUGUCGCAUGAAUUGCAGGAUCGCCCAGCAUCGUUGGCAGGGUACUGGGUGUAUUUUGAUAGAUACUGCGUCUCAACAUCUUUUCUAUUCCAGCAGGAAAUUGGUCACUUGUGAUGCAUUUAUUUCUAGGUCCGCUCGGUGUCGGCGUCCCCUGACAAGAAGUACGUGUCCACAGCCUGCGAGGACGGGAGCGUGCGCAUCUUUCGGGUGAACGACUUGCAGAUCCGAAAAGAAAAGCUCCGCACGGUGCUGGAGAAGCGAAAGCGACUAGAGUCCGAGAGCGACGUCGACGUAAGGACCAGGAUGCGUGCCAAAUACACCGAGACAGCGAAGGCCAUGAGCUUGGAGGUGCACCGAAUCAAGCAGGACGGCUUCUCGGACGGAAUGGUAUUCUUGCUUUGCAGUGCUUUCAUCUGCAUGAGAUGAAACUGACUGUGUAAUCGGGUCUUGUUCAGCAUGACGAGAAUCAUGGAUUCGAAAAUCUUCUGAAAUUCUCUAUACAGCUGAGCCUGAUCGGGCACAGUCUCGGGGCGACAAACGUUGCGUGGAUGAAAGAUCCGCUGAGUUCCCGACCUGACCGCUACCGAGUGCUGACCUCGAGCUGGGACCAAACGUGCAACAUUCACGACCUGGAUUUGGCGGAAAGCACUGCGAUAUAGGCGAGGUGUUCAAAUACACGCGGUGAUGAAAAAUCACAAAGAACCAGAAAAACAAACUUGCUUCUUUCAUAUUGAUAAAAACGCAGACAACAGAAGUAUUUGCUGCGCUGCAGUCAGGUCUGCUUUUUGACAGAGGCUGGCUGCAGGCGCGUGUAAACAUAGAAGUAAAGAACCAGCUUAGAAGUGUAACUCACAGAAUCCGGUUUUUCUUGAAAU